AUGGAUUUGGACCAGUGGAUCUCGAAGGUUAAAGACGGCCAACACCUUCUCGAAGACGAACUUCAACUUCUCUGCGAAUACGUUAAAGAGAUUCUUAUUGAGGAGUCCAAUGUGCAACCUGUCAAUAGUCCAGUAACUGUUUGUGGUGAUAUUCAUGGUCAAUUUCAUGAUCUAAUGAAACUUUUUCAGACCGGCGGUCAUGUUCCCGAGACAAAUUACAUUUUUAUGGGGGAUUUUGUUGAUCGGGGUUACAAUAGUCUUGAAGUAUUCACCAUCCUUUUGCUUCUAAAAGCUAGAUACCCAGCUAAUAUUACUCUUCUACGUGGAAAUCAUGAAAGUAGACAACUCACCCAGGUCUAUGGAUUUUAUGAUGAAUGCCAGAGAAAGUAUGGAAAUGCUAAUGCUUGGAGAUACUGUACUGAUGUCUUUGACUAUCUUACACUUUCUGCAAUUAUAGAUGGAACUGUACUUUGUGUUCAUGGCGGCCUUUCUCCAGACAUCCGAACAAUUGACCAGAAGAACAUAAUAAGAAUGACACAAAGAAUUUGGUCUCAAAAGCUGUCUUUGCAUUUAAAUUAA
This is a messenger RNA of Vicia faba (fava bean), 579 nucleotides long. NCBI's taxonomy places the organism in Eukaryota, Viridiplantae, Streptophyta, Magnoliopsida, Fabales, Fabaceae. The record is from the annotation of a GenBank genome assembly.